AGAGGCCUUUCCCCGCCGCGGAGCCCACGCCCUGCCUGCCUGCCUUCCUCCUUUCGGGUGGGUGGGCCUGGCCCCCUGCUCCCCUCACCGUGGAGGAUGAUGAAGCUCAAGUCCAACCAGACGCGCACCUAUGACGGCGACGGGUACAAGAAGCGGGCCGCUUGCCUCUGCUUCCGCAACGAGAGCGAGGAAGAGGUAUUGUUAGUGAGCAGUAGUCGUCAUCCAGAUAGAUGGAUUGUUCCAGGAGGUGGUAUGGAGCCUGAAGAAGAGCCCAGUGUGGCUGCUGUACGGGAAGUUUGUGAAGAGGCUGGAGUGAAAGGGACAUUAGGAAGAUUAGUAGGAAUUUUUGAGAAUCCAGAGAGGAAACACAGAACAUAUGUUUACGUACUCAUUGUCACAGAAGUAUUAGAAGAUUGGGAGGACUCUGUGAAUAUUGGAAGAAAAAGGGAAUGGUUUAAGAUAGAUGAUGCCAUAAAGGUUCUGCAGUACCACAAACCUGUGCAGGCCUCAUAUUUUGAAACCUUGAGGCAAGGCUAUUUGGCUAACAAUGGCACUCCUGUUGUGACCACAUCAUUCUCAAAAGAGAGUGCACUGUCUGACAUCAGAUGAUUGAAGAUAUCCAUAUAAGAGAAAUAGAUGUGGGAAAGUAGACUGAAACCUGGAUUUCCCUCCCCCCCCCCUUUCUCGCCACUUUCACAUGCAUCCUCUGUCAAACAAGACAUGUCCAGCAGCCAUUGGCAGAGCAAUGUUUGAGUGUUGCAUUCUAGUGCAAAGUGGGGUUUUCUUGCUUUUACUUGGAUAUGUAUUUUGUAACCCACAACUUGUGCAUGAAGUGUCCCUUCCCUGUUUAACAACAUUUUGACAGCUUGAAGAGCAAGGCUGCUAGCUUCACUUCUGCCUUCUCUUAUGAAAUGUUCCUCUGUGUGUUGUUCCAGCCAUAGCCAGACUUUUAUCUUUUCAGUUUGAGAAGGCUACAAAUGUGAGAUCAGAUCUUUUAAGUCUUAGAUUUUGUACAGUAAGCUGCUGUUGAGAUCUGUGUGGUGGCCACUUUCUCAGCGCAUGUGUGUAAUCUUUUUUUAGAUGGAGAAACCUAACACUUUGAUUUUGGAGGAUUUAUUUUAAAAUUUAAGCUGCUUCUAUAAAGAAGAGCUUUGUAAUCUUCUUUGCCUUGUUUUUUAAAGGUUUUUUUUGUGACAGUGCUAGUGGCUGGGCCAGUUUGAUUCCCUGUACCCCACUCCUUGAUCCAAAUUUAGUACUGUGACACUUGGAGGAGGCCAAGCAACAAUCACCUUUCAAGACAUCCUGUUGCUUCAUUCUUUCUACAGUUUCAGCAAAUAUACCAUCACUGAAAAUGGACAGAAGCACAAGGAAUUGGUUACCCUUCACUAAUGGCAUAGGGCCUCAGAAAAUAGUUGAAUUCCAGCCUCUCUAUAUAGGAAUCAGGGAUUCAAAAUGAGCUUAAAACAGAUGAACUGGAGCAUCAAGCACCAGUGCUUUCUUCUGGUGUGGAAUUCUUUUUCUUCCUGUUGUAUACUGCUGAUAUCUCUUCUUGUCCACAUGCCUUACACCAUACUGAACUGGAUAUUUUAAUUUGUGCUAAAGCGUUGGGUGUACCUUUGAGUGUCACUGCACUGAGAGGCAGUCACACUGUGUUCCUGAAAAGAAGUCCCAGGGGAAGACAUCAGGUGUCCAUUCUCCUCCUUUGUCUCUAGCAUUGAAGCACUUGUAAAUGUACCACAAAGCAUGCUCAGAAUGGUAAAUGUUAUUGCUCAGUGGCAAAGGUACAAUUGGCUCCAAAGCAGAAAUGCUGUUGUGGAGAACUGUGUCAUUUAGCGGGAUCGUUAACCUGAUGCAUUGGCACAUGUCACAUUUUUGUUUCUAUUGAUGUAUGUUUCAUGCUGUCUUGAUUUGCCAACAGUAUUGUCUUGUUGGGAGACUGUGGAGAGGGCUAUGGGAGGGGGUGGGUUUGGGGAAGAUUUGGGGAGGGGCAUUAGCUAAUCCCUGGCUUUGGACAAGAUCUAGUUGCUGUAUUUGGUGACUACUUCUUUGUCAGUCUAUAGCCAAGAUGUGAAAUUAAAUCUGCAGUACUCUUAUUAACUAAUCAUUCUAUCUUUCCAUUAAACAACUAUCUGCAUAAAACAGUCAUGCAUCCUGAAGAAGUAAAUUUAUAUACUUUCUGUUUUGGAAAGAUGCUAUGAAAUUUGAGAUUCAAAUUUAUUUUUUCGCAUGAUUCCCUACUUUUAGUGAGUGAGAUAGCCUCUAUAUUAUGGGAUUACUAAUGCCGCAAGGAAAUGCUGAAAUUUUCUAAGAAGUGGCCUAAACUUGAACAUCUACAACCAACUUGGAAGUUUGCUAGGCCACUUCACUGCCCUUUGUCUUAACAAUCAAAAAUAAAAAAUAAUAACUGCAAAGGGCUUGGUUAGUGUCUUGAAAUAUAUAACAUGAUUUUUCUUAAAAAACUAAAGCGUAUGUGGCACUUUCCAAUAUAGCAAACAGUUGCCUUCAGCAAAGUGUUUGAAUGUGUCAUGAAUAGAGAAGGACAUGAAACCUUUUUCAAGGAAAACUGAAACUCCUGGAAGGGUGACUGCAGUUUUAAUAUCUAUAACCUGAACAUUUUUUAAGACUCUAAGAUGUUUUUAUAGGGCUGUUAAAUGGACUACUUAGGAUAGAAUAUUGUAAAUGAUUUGCUAAUGGCUUUUCUUUUUUGUUUGGGUCAGGAAAAAUAAAUUGUGCCAAGAAAGUAGUUUAAUGUGGGAUGAAUUGAUGCUAUUUAUGCAACUGCAUUGAGUGGCUGUUUGCCUUCUAAACUGGAAAAAGAUGAUGAAGUUCCUGGGAUACAAAGGCUGGAUUCUUCAGUAGUGUAAUUUAACCCAGUCCUUGCUUCUGUUUACUAAACCCCGCUCUUUCACCUGCUUCUGAUGCACAAUAGAGUUCACAGCUUUCCCAAUAUCUCAGGGUAUUCUGUAAUAAAUGAGUCAGUAAACUACUUAGUAAUAUAAAUGAAAAUGCCAACAUACCAACUCACUUUUUCAGAGCAUGUCUAAAUACAUUGGAAUGUCUGGCAUGGAAGACUAUUCAGUUAACAUAGUGCAAAUAAUAUUGCUAAGUAGGUAGAUGGAUCUAGUUUUGAGUUCAUAAGUCUUAAAUAUUCAGUAAAUUUAGAUUCAGCUGGACUUUACCAUAAAAUGAAAAUGUUGAGGUCUCAACACGAAAAACUCCUUUAUAUUUAAGUACUGUAAUCAAGAACUGCUGGCAAAGGCAGUAAUAUGUGCUUGUUAGUCAUGUUAUCCAUAUAACAAACUUUAGAUUUAAAUCAAGGCAGGACAUCCAAAUCCUGAAGAGCACACAUGUGUCCUUAACCUCCUCCGUGCAUCCCAUAGAACAUGGGAAUCCUAGUUGGACAAUUGCAAAAUAGAGGUUGAGUAUUUGUUUGAAAAAAAAAAUGUGCUAAACUUGAGCGUUUAUGAUUUAGACCAGGCAUGGGUAGACUUUAGACCUCCAGGUGUUUUGGACUUCAACUCUCAGAAAUCCCAGCCAGUUUAUCAGCUGUUAGGAAUUGUGGGAAUUGAAGUCUAAAACACCUGGAGAACCAAAGCUUGCCCAUGCCUGAUCUACACAAAUGCUGCUAUAGCAUAAGCAGUGUUGCAGGUUUGUUAGUAUAUACUUAGAAUAAUAUGUAAGAAAUUCAGAGUUGGUGCUAGAGCUUAUCCCUCCUUUAGAUGAAGUCUUUUGUUUAGAUGGGUCUUUGUAUUAUCAGCCCUAUGUAAAUAAGGGUUGACAAUGCUGCCUAAAACUCUUUUUGUCAGUGAGUUUGCACAUAACUGCUUGGUCAUCUUUGUGAAACUUAAAACACAUAGCUAUGGACUACUGCAGUAAUUUGUCCCAAGCAGAGCAGGACUUCUUAAUUCAAAACUAAUUGGGACUAAUGAUUGGAUUUAGCCCCCUAUGAGUGACAGGAUGUAUCCUCUGCAACAUUUCCAAUAUGGAGAAAAAUGAAUUUUAUUUGCUUGGAGGACAAAAGCACUGUCAGAUUCUCUGCAGUUACAUUUGUCACCUUCUUGUAUAAAAUGCAGCUGUGAUUUUUCUAAUCUCUUCUGUGUUUCAGUGUUAUAGAUUUAGAAAACGUUGAUGUAGAGUAAAUAGAAUGUGUUGGAGUAUUUAGGCAUAUAUUAAUCUUGGAUUUAACCUUGAAUUAAUUCCUAUUGGAUCUUUGGAAAGGGGAAAUCAUCUUUGUGAGAAGAAUUUAGACUGGAGAUGCCUUCAUGAUUUUAGAUGCAGCAUAGCUCUUACCUUCCCAAAAACAUUCUAUUUGUUAUUACACAGCUUCUUGUAAUCAUGUUCCAAUUUCACCUGCCUCCUCCUUAUUCUGUUAAAAGCCAGCCAAUUAAAAAAGAGUGCCAUCCUGUCCUUGCUAGGAUUUCUUCCCUCUCUACACACCAGUUCCUCGACAGCACAUGAUUCAGUUUAAUGCCUAUGGGCACCAGCAACAUGUUGGAAUGGAAAGUGAAGGGGCUCCUUUUGUGCUGCAAAGCCACCUAUUGUCCCGGGUCAUAUUUCUCCAACGCAUGCUCAAUGGGAGGAGAAUAUCUACCUCUCUUCAUUGUGUUGCUUAAGCAACUCUAAGAUGAGUGCCAUAAAAAGAAUGGUCCUGGGUAGGUUAGAAUAGCAAUGGAAAUGGAAUAGGAGAAAAUUCAGAUUAACAUCUGAGCCAGAGAAGAAGAGGGAAGGAAUCAUAAUACUUACCUCAUAAUUAAGGUGGGUAAUAUGAGUCACCGGAAGCUUGUACUGCUGAGUUUGGAAGCAGAAACUCAGCACCAUCACUGCUUGUGACUGAGGUGUCAUUUUAAUUAAGAGAAUUGGUAAGACUUUAUUCAGACUCCUGCUAGGUUUCUAUCUAAAUUUGAUAGAGCUCUUCUUGAGCAUAAAAAUAAUUUUGUACUAGUUAACAUUUCAGGAACGUGUAUGUGAUGGUUACUCUGAACUUGCCUGUUAUCUUAUGUAAAAAAAUUCUCUUGAAGGGAGAUAACAUUUGAUUUUGCGCUGGGGAGGUGGCAGGGAGGGUAUGGGAAAAGAAUUGGUAGUGUUGUGGUUCUGAUUUACACUGGAGAGGUGUGUAUGUAUACUUUAAUCUCUGUAAUAAAAUGUUUUUGAGUAAA
This is a messenger RNA of Anolis sagrei ordinatus, 5156 nucleotides long. It is a transcript of the gene NUDT3, whose product is annotated as nudix hydrolase 3. The record is from RefSeq and is a predicted model, not a curated record. NCBI's taxonomy places the organism in Eukaryota, Metazoa, Chordata, Lepidosauria, Squamata, Anolidae. Gene Ontology annotation, biological process: diadenosine pentaphosphate catabolic process; adenosine 5'-(hexahydrogen pentaphosphate) catabolic process; diadenosine hexaphosphate catabolic process. Gene Ontology annotation, cellular component: cytoplasm; nucleus. Gene Ontology annotation, molecular function: diphosphoinositol-polyphosphate diphosphatase activity; bis(5'-adenosyl)-pentaphosphatase activity; endopolyphosphatase activity.